CCCUUUUCCGUAUACUAAAGUGCAAAUGUGCUGGAUUGUCAUUGCUGAAAAUGGCGAGAGAGCUGUGACCGUUCUGAAGACUCUACUGACUCUGAACAAGCUGCCCAAGGUCCCAACAGUCAUCCAGUCUUGUCACCGUACGUGGCUGUCCUGAUCGUGUGUCUAAACUAUUACCAGUGAGGGUGUGAAACAAGUACUGGAGCAUCCUCAGAUAGCUGGUCUAUCAGUUGAAUCAUAUCCCACCACACGUACGUACAUAUAAAGACAAUGGAUGAGAGAGGUCCUCCUCCUCCACCUCGAGUGGCCUCAAAAAGUGGCGAUAAGAACGGGACGUCAGCCUCGUCCGACAAGAAGGAGAAGAAGAUUGUCUGGCCAUUCGGUAGAAAGAAUCAAGUCAAAGAUCGGCCAGAGAUAUCUUCACCUGUUGAUUUCGAACACACAGUCCACGUAGGAUUUGACCCACACACUGGCGAAUUCACAGGCAUGCCAGAGGCUUGGGCCAAACUCCUCCUAAACAGUGGAAUUAGUGCUGCUGAGAAAAAGAAGAACCCACAAGGUGUCAUCAAGGCUUUAGAGUUUUACACGGCCAACUCCUCUGGAAUCGGUGAUGGGGAAACCAAGUUCAUGACAGCACAGAGAUACGGUGGGGCUGGAUCAAGACCAAGUCUAAGCUCAGACACGUUCACACCGCUGGCCCCCGUGAGACCCGCCCCUCAGCCUCCCUCAGGGGAAUCCCCUCCUGAUAUACCCCCAAGACCUCCGGCCACUAAGAAAUCCGACGGAAAAAUUGCACUAAAGCCACCAAUUGCAACUACAUCCCAUGAUGCAAGCUCUGCCAAUCAAGCCUCACCUGCCACUGAGCAGAAGAGACAAAAGAAACCUAAAAUGUCAGAUUCUGAAGUCAUUGCUCAUCUCAAGCAAAUUGUGAGUGUUGGGGACCCAACAAGGAAGUACACCAAGAUGGAGAAGAUAGGACAGGGUGCCUCUGGUACUGUUGUCACUGCCAUGGAGAUAUCGACUGUGCAACAGGUGGCCAUUAAACAAAUGAACAUCUCACAGCAGCCAAAGAAGGAGUUGAUCAUCAAUGAGAUUCUGGUAAUGAAAGAGAUCAAACAUCCAAACAUCGUCAACUAUGUAGACAGCUACCUUGUUGGAGAGUCUGAGCUCUGGGUGGUGAUGGAGUACCUGGCUGGUGGCUCUCUCACAGAUGUUGUCACAGAGACAUGCAUGAAUGAGGGUCAAAUAGCUGCCGUGUCUCGAGAGUGUUUGCAAGCUCUAGAGUUUCUCCAUGCCAACCAGGUCAUUCACAGAGACAUCAAGAGCGACAACAUUCUCUUGGGCAUGGAUGGUCAAGUUAAACUAACCGACUUCGGGUUCUGUGCUCAGAUCACUCCGGAACAAAACAAACGCUCAACGAUGGUGGGUACUCCGUACUGGAUGGCCCCAGAGGUGGUGACAAGGAAACAGUACGGACCCAAAGUAGACAUCUGGUCACUGGGGAUCAUGGCUAUUGAGAUGGUGGAGGGGGAACCCCCUUAUCUCAACGAGAACCCUCUUAGGGCCCUCUACCUGAUUGCUACAAAUGGAACCCCAGAACUUCAAAAUCCUGAGAAGCUGUCGAAAACUUUUAAAGACUUUUUAACACAAUGCUUAGAAAUGGAUGUAGAAAAAAGAAAGGGAGCCACUGAAUUGUUACAGCACCCCUUCCUGCGCAAGUCAGCUCCCCUGUCCAGUUUAACACCACUAAUUCUCGCAGCCAAAGAGAUGGCCGGCAAGCACUGAAUGCAUCUUUCAUUGAUAGCGGACUGCUAUAAACAGUUACUUAUUAUUAUGUAUUGUAGGAUCAAUUUGUGAGUACGUGUGUGUAUGUGUACAAUGUAGUGUAGAUGUGUGCUGUAAAUUAGUGUUUCAAUUGACUUGUUUUUAGUCGUGCACUGAUUGGUUGUACACUGUUUGUUAUCACUGUUUCAAUGACUUGA
Messenger RNA from Halichondria panicea, 1979 nucleotides. Its product is annotated as serine/threonine-protein kinase PAK 1-like. Gene Ontology annotation, cellular component: cytoplasm. The record is from RefSeq and is a predicted model, not a curated record. Gene Ontology annotation, biological process: intracellular signal transduction; regulation of MAPK cascade; protein phosphorylation. Gene Ontology annotation, molecular function: protein serine/threonine kinase activity; ATP binding. NCBI's taxonomy places the organism in Eukaryota, Metazoa, Porifera, Demospongiae, Suberitida, Halichondriidae. The transcript is spliced from 12 exons. The coding region runs from base 268 to 1782 and encodes 504 amino acids.